Messenger RNA from Ananas comosus (pineapple), 2157 nucleotides. RefSeq names its product phosphoglucan phosphatase LSF1, chloroplastic. The transcript has 10 exons. Gene Ontology annotation, molecular function: protein tyrosine/serine/threonine phosphatase activity; protein binding; carbohydrate phosphatase activity. The record is from RefSeq and is a predicted model, not a curated record. Gene Ontology annotation, biological process: protein dephosphorylation; starch catabolic process. Gene Ontology annotation, cellular component: chloroplast; starch grain. The coding region runs from base 103 to 1884 and encodes 593 amino acids. NCBI's taxonomy places the organism in Eukaryota, Viridiplantae, Streptophyta, Magnoliopsida, Poales, Bromeliaceae.
UCUCUCUCUCUCUCUCUUACACUCUUCACGAGAUGAUGCGAAGAGGGGGAGGAGGACGACGACGAAGCAAACCCUAACUCAAACCCUAGCGAGGCCCCUCCCAUGGCGCUCCACCUCCUCCUCCUCCACCCCCACCUCGCUCCUUCUCUCCCCGCAAGGAUCGGCCCCGCAUCCUCCCCGGUCCCUCCCCUUCCUCUCGAUCGGAGAGGGUUGGGGUUCUCGAAUGGGGAAUUGAGGGCUAGGAAGCUGCUUCGCUCGACGCGGGGGUUCGCUAGGGUCAGGGCGACGGCGGAUGGAGGGGUGAGGAAGAUGAAUUUGAACGAGUACAUGGUGACGCUGGAGAAGCCGCUGGGGAUCAGGUUCGCGCUCUCCGUGGAUGGGAAGAUCUUCGUGCACGCUCUCAGGAGAGGGGGAAAUGCAGAGAAAUCACGAAUAAUUAUGGUUGGAGACACAUUAAAAAAGGCAAGCAAAACAUCAGGCGAAGGGUUCAUGGACAUCAAGGACUUAAGAGAUGCAGAGAUGUUGUUAAAGGAUACCCCAGGAUCUUUUAGUCUUGUACUGGAAAGACCAUUUUCUCCUUAUCCAAUCAAUCAAUUACAUUUACAUGGAGAAUAUCAUAGCUUAUUUAAUAGAGGGCGGGUCCCCCAAGCUACUUGGAAUAAAACCGUCUUGGCUCCAAAUCUGCAUCCAUCUUCCGAGGGGAGCGGGAAUUGUGGGUUUGCCGUAUUUUCUCCCAAGUUUUCAGGACAGCAAGGAUGGAUGCUUCUUGCAAGUGAGACAAGUGGAAACGGUGAUAACAAAGUCCUGGAAAAUGUGGGUACUUCUGGUAAACAAAUAAGUGAAAUUGUGAAUAUAUUUUCUGAGGAGGGGAAUGAAGAUGUUGACUGGGCUUAUGGUAGCUUCCCUCUAGAGGAGUAUAUUAAAGCACUUGAUCGAGCUAAAGGGGAAUUGUACUACAACCACUCACUUGGCAUGCAAUACAGCAAGGUUACUGAGCAAAUAUUUGUUGGAUCCUGCAUUCAAACAGAGAAAGAUGUGGAGAUAUUGUCAAAUUUCCUGGGGAUUAGUGCUGUUUUAAAUUUCCAGAGUGAAAGUGAGCGCGCGAACUGGGGAAUCAAUUCAGCGUCCAUCAAUGACUCUUGUCGUGAGAAUAACAUCCUGAUGGUUAACUACCCAAUAAGGGAGGUGGAUUCUAUGGACCUGAGAAAGAAACUCCCUUUCUGCGUAGGGCUUCUACUACGACUUCUAAGGAAGAACUAUCGAAUAUAUGUGACUUGUACCACUGGAUUUGAUAGAUCACCUGCAUGUGUUAUUGCUUAUUUACACUGGAUUCAAGAUACUUCUCUUCAAGCUGCCUAUAACUUUGUUACUGGUUUGCACUCUUGUAGACCUGACAGAGCAGCAAUCGUCUGGGCAACAUGGGAUCUCAUCGCCUUGGUGGAAAAUGAAAAGCGCGAUGGACCUCCAACACAUGCCGUGACCUUUGUUUGGAAUAAUGGUCGGGAGGGUGAUGAGGUACAAUUGAUUGGAGAUUUUAGUAACUGGAAAGACACUAUAAAGGCUGAUCAUAAGGGUGGGUCGAAACAUGAAGUUGAACUUAGACUACGGCAUGGAAAAUACCAUUAUAAAUUUAUAGUUGGUGGCCAAUGGAGGCACUCAACUGCGCUACCCACUGAAACAGAUGAACAGGGGAAUAUUAAUAACGUAAUAAGAGUUGGCGAUAUCGCUCGCAUUCGUCCUGCUCCUAGUCAGCUGCAUAUAAAGGAUCCGACGGUUGUGAAGGUCAUCGAGAGAUCGCUGACGGAGGACGAACGCUUCUUGUUGGCUUUUGCAGCACGUCGGAUGGCGUUCGCCAUCUGCCCCAUCAGACUGGCUCCGAAGUAAAGGAGAUGUUGCCGAAUAAUAAUCUGAAGAUAAAACUCUGCACAAUUGGCAGGUAACCUGCCGAAAGUCGACGAGACCUUAUCUUCUCACGGAAAAAUAAUUGUUGUGUAGCACCGAAAUAAAUGUCGAAUAUAGUGUGUGUUUAUGUAUUUAUUCAAGUGGAUGUUGCAUCUUGGAUCCUUACUAUCUAUCCAUGUAAAAAAGACCGAGAAUGAUGUUUGUUUAUUUAGUGAAGUUAAUUCAAAUGGAAGAUGCACACCCUUUCACUCUUUA